ACGUAAAGACACGCCUUUUCCGGACACGUUAUUGUUGCAUCAGAUAGUCUGCAUUGACAGAAAUGGCAAGCUCAGGAGAGCAAGCCUUUGACUAUGGCUUCUUGCUGAGCAUAAGGGAGGAGGCUGUCAGGGUUCGAGCACUGAACGAGUACCUGCGCUCUCGCAGUUACCUGGCCGGGUUUAGUCCCUCUUCAGCUGACGCUGAGGCCUUUGCGCUGCUGGGCAAACCCCCGCACUCAGAACAUGUUCACGCCCUGCGCUGGUACAGGCACAUAGAGGCCCUUCAGCAGCAAGGCCCCCAGCCCCCCCCAGAACUCUGCACAAAGGGAAAGAGGGUCCAGCCAGCCUGGGCUGCUCCAGAGGGAUGCCAGCCACCUCAGCUCAAGCUCUACAACAGCCUCACUCGCAACAAGGAAGUGUUUGUGCCACAGAAUGGGAGGAGGGUAACAUGGUAUUGCUGUGGGCCCACAGUCUACGACGCCUCACAUAUGGGUCACGCCAGGUCCUACAUAUCUUUUGAUAUCCUGAGACGAGUACUGAUGAACUAUUUCAAAUACGAUGUCUUCUAUUGCAUGAACAUCACAGACAUCGAUGACAAGAUUAUCAAGAGGGCCAGACAGAACUACCUUUUGGAGCAAUACAAAGAAAAGAAACCUGUGGCAUCACAGAUCCUGAAGGAUGUCCUCACCGCCAGAGAGCCUUUCAAGAAGAAGCUGACUGAGACCACGGACCCGGAUAAGAAGCAGAUGCUGGAGAGGCUGGACUCCGCUGUGACGGUGGCUCUGGAGCCCCUACAGCAGGCCGUGCAGAGCGGCGCCCCAGACACCAGCAUCCACACACAGGCACAGAUCCUGCUGGAAGAGUCCAAAGAUCUGCUUUCUGACUGGUUGGAUGCUCAGUUUGGCAGUCAAGUCACAGAGAACUCCAUCUUCUCCGCAUUGCCAAAUUACUGGGAGGGGGAGUACCACAAGGAUAUGGAAGCCCUGAACAUCCUUCCAGCAGAUGUACUCACGCGUGUCAGUGAAUACGUUCCAGAAAUUGUAGACUUUGUAAAGAAGAUUGUGGACAACGGUUAUGGAUAUGAGUCCAAUGGUUCUGUGUAUUUUAACACGGCGAAGUUUGACUCGGAUCCCAAACAUUCCUAUGCCAAACUGGUUCCUGAGGCCGUCGGAGAUCAGAAGGCUCUUCAGGAGGGAGAAGGAGACCUCAGCAUCUCUGCUGAUCGUCUCAGCGAGAAGCGUUCCCAAAACGACUUUGCCCUCUGGAAGGCCUCCAAGCCUGGGGAGCCCUCCUGGGAUUCCCCCUGGGGAAAGGGUCGACCAGGCUGGCACAUCGAGUGCUCGGCAAUGGCGGGUUCCAUUUUGGGAGAGUCUAUGGACAUCCAUGGCGGAGGAUUUGAUCUUCGCUUCCCCCAUCAUGACAACGAGUUGGCACAGUCUGAGGCCUUCUUUGACAAUGACCACUGGGUUCGCUACUUUUUGCACACGGGCCACCUUACGAUUGCAGGCUGCAAAAUGUCCAAGUCUUUGAAGAACUUCAUUACAAUUAAAGAUGCUUUGGCCAAACACACAGCACGACAGCUUCGCCUGGCUUUCCUCAUGCACUCUUGGAAAGACACUCUGGACUACUCGAGCAACACCAUGGAGUCGGCCAUUCAGUAUGAGAAAUUCAUGAACGAGUUUUUCCUGAACGUUAAGGACAUCCUCCGGACCCCCACUGACAUCACCGGCCAGUUUGAGAAAUGGGAGGCUGAUGAGAUUGAUCUGAACAAGAGUCUCUUCGACAGGAGAGCAGCGGUGCACGAGGCCCUGUGUGACAACAUCGACACGCGGAAGGCCAUGGAUGAGAUGCGCUCCCUGGUGGCCCGGAGCAACACCUACAUCGCCAGCAGGAAGGCCGCCAAGCUGCUGCCCAACCGCAUGCUGCUCCAGACCAUCGCCCUCUACCUCACCGACAUCCUCAAGACAUUUGGAGCAAUUGAAGGAACCGAGCCCAUUGGUUUCCCUGUCGGAGGAAGUGGCCAGAGUGCUGAUUUGGAAAGCACUGUGAUGCCCUAUCUCAAGGUCCUGUCAGAUUUCAGGGAAGGAGUUCGGAAAAUCGCACGUGAACAGAAAGUUACUGGGGUCCUUCAGCUGUGCGAUGAGGUGCGUGAUGAUACUCUGCCUGAACUUGGCGUCCGCCUGGAAGACCAUGAAGGACUUCCAACGGUGUUGAAGCUGGUGGAUCGGGAAACUCUGAUGAGGGAGAAGGAGGAGAAGAAAAGGUUGGAGGAGGAGAAGAGGAAGAAAAAGGAGGAAGCCGCAAAAAAGAAACAAGAGCAAGAGAUGGCUAAACUGGCCAAGAUGAAGACUCCACCCAGUGAGAUGUUCCGCUCUGAAACAGACAAAUACUCUGCUUUUGAUGACACUGGCUUCCCCACACAUGACACAGAGGGCAAGGAACUAAGCAAGGGACAAACGAAAAAGCUCCGCAAACUUUACGAGGCACAAGAAAAGUUACAUAAUGAAUAUCUUCAGAUGAGUCAGAAUGGCAACUGAAGAGUCUGGGAGAACAAGUCCACUUGGCCCUGCCCUGCAAUCCGCCCAUUCUGUGUGCCCUUUUCUGUGUCCAGGUGUGCUUGUCAAAUUGAGGCCUGCAAGAUGCCUGCAAUCUUUGUGUCUUUGGACAGAAUCCAGGCUUUGAUUUUCCACAUGGUUGGAACAUUGCUGAAAAAAAUAAUUCCCUUUAUUGUGGGGUCAUGAAUUGUGAUUAGAGGACAUUAAGUAUGAGUAGAACGGUUUAAGGGCAUCAGGACAGUAUGUUUGAUGUGGGUGAUACUGAGGUAUUCAGACUGCUGUGCCUCUCAUUACAGUCAGUUUCUGCUCCUUCUUCUGCAGGAUUCUUCUGGAAGUUUUCUGUGGUGGUGACAUUAAGCUAUUGACGAUUUCCAAUAAAUGUUUCUAUGAACUUUAAGAGCAGUAAUAAUAAAUGCUUUCUUUCAAAAAAGAUAAAAUGAA
Messenger RNA from Engraulis encrasicolus (European anchovy), 2996 nucleotides. It is a transcript of the gene cars1, whose product is annotated as cysteinyl-tRNA synthetase 1. Gene Ontology annotation, biological process: cysteinyl-tRNA aminoacylation. The record is from RefSeq and is a predicted model, not a curated record. The transcript has 23 exons. Gene Ontology annotation, molecular function: ATP binding; cysteine-tRNA ligase activity. Lineage: Eukaryota; Metazoa; Chordata; Actinopteri; Clupeiformes; Engraulidae. Bases 63 to 2537 code for a protein of 824 amino acids. Gene Ontology annotation, cellular component: cytoplasm.